Messenger RNA from Notolabrus celidotus (New Zealand spotty), 1396 nucleotides. RefSeq names its product nucleolar protein interacting with the FHA domain of MKI67 (gene nifk). The transcript has 6 exons. Gene Ontology annotation, cellular component: nucleolus. Lineage: Eukaryota; Metazoa; Chordata; Actinopteri; Labriformes; Labridae. Gene Ontology annotation, molecular function: RNA binding. Gene Ontology annotation, biological process: maturation of LSU-rRNA from tricistronic rRNA transcript (SSU-rRNA, 5.8S rRNA, LSU-rRNA). The record is from RefSeq and is a predicted model, not a curated record. Bases 129 to 968 code for a protein of 279 amino acids.
CCUUCCAUGCUUCCUUGGUCUUCACCACGUGGGAAACCGGAGGUAGACACCAACGUGGUUUGUAGAAACUUGGCUGUUGGUGUUCAUGUCACAUCACAGUUUAUGCUUCCUUUAAUUUAUUCAUCAGAAUGACUGAAAUUAAAGCCGAAUCGGCUCCAGAGCCGGCCAAACAGCUGCUGGCGUUAAACCCGAAAGAAGAGUCCGAGUUUAAGAAGAAGGUCCAAGAGGCGAAGAAGAAGAAGAAGAAAUCCAGCAAGCAGCCGAAGAUCAGUCUGACUCCAGGAGUGGUUUAUGUCGGCCACCUGCCAGUCGGACUCUUUGAACCUCAGCUCAAAUCUUACUUUGAACAGUUUGGGAAAGUCCAGAGGCUGCGGCUGUCCAGGAGUAAAAAGACCGGUGGAAGCAAAGGUUAUGCAUUCAUUGAAUAUGAAUGUGAUGAAGUCGCUAAGAUUGUUGCAGAGACUAUGAACAAUUACCUCAUGGGAGAAAGACUCAUCCAGUGUCACGUAAUGCCCCCAGAGAAGGUUCAUGAGAAGAUGUUUGUGGGCUCACAGAGAGAAUUUAAAAAGCCCUCCCGCCCCGCUGUGGCGCGCUACAACAAGAAACGUACAGAGGAGGAGAUCGAGAAGAUGAGAACCAAGCUGCUGCAGAAAGAAUCCAAGCUCCGCAAGAGGCUGGCAGCACAUGGAAUCGACUACGACUUCCCUGGAUUUGCCGCUCAGAAGAAAAAGUCCUCAGAUCCCAUGAAUGCGUCCACGUGUAGUGACACCACACCGGUCUGCACCCCGUCCGUCCUGGAGAGGAGGAAAUCCAUGGUUGUAGAUGAUGACGAUGAUGAUGAUGAAAUUGUCAUUAAGUUGCCAGCUGUAGAGACAGAUGAAGAGUGCUCCUCAGAGGAAGAGGAGGCUAACAGCGACAAAGAGGAAGAAGAGGAGGAGUCAGAGAAAGAAGACGAGGAGAAGGAGUGAAAGACUUGAGCUUUUAUUGUGGACUUUGUUGUUUAGUCUGACUGACGGAGAGCACACAUCAGGAUCCAAAGUGGUCUUUUAUUCUGAUCACAUGAUUACACUGAAGUCCCUCUGUGUGGAGACCACAUCACAUUUGUAAACUAAGCUCCGUGUAAAGACUCUACCCUGAUCUGGGUAUGACACCAGUCAGUACUUAUUGUGUGUAAUUGUGCUUGUGAUAUCCUCAGUGAGUUCUUAAAACAAGCAACUAUGUUGCCUGGACUUCUUUCACAUUUCUGAAGGGGCAUCUUAGCCUCAGCAGACUUUUGAACCAUGCAGAGGGCACUAAUGUUUUUGUUUGUUUGCUUUGUGACCACAGUUGACCAAAAGUCUGGUUACAUUUGUAAAAUGUAAAAUAUGAACCUUAAAAUAAAUGAUGUCAGAACUUA